AGAAAACCAGUUGAAGGCAAGGCACCCAGAAUUGGUUGAAUGGUUUAGAAUGGUGGAACUGCCACAUAUAGCGGGAUUUUUCAUUCCAUUGUUGAAGAAGUGGUCUAUGGAAUAUGCUGGAAGUGGUGUUGCAGGGAGUAUUCUGGCUAUAAGCUGCUGUGGUGGUAGCCUUUUCAUUUACCCCAAGUUUUCUUCACGCUCUGUGUAUCAACGUUUCAUGGAGGAAAUAGCAGGAGAUGAUCUUCAAAUAGAAGCAUUGCCAGUUGGAUCUAUUGCUUCCGACUCCGCCGUAACUGCACUGUUAUACUGGCAAGGAAAGAUUUUUGUUGGCUGUGUUGAUAGAAUUAUCAAGGUGUAUUCUGGGCAGUGAUGGAAGCAUCACUUAAGAAGAUGUCAACCAAACUCAAUACGUUGGCGAAGCUGCUAAGGGUGAUGGGUCCAUUGCUGAGAUGAAAACGGGGGAAGGAAAAACCUUGGUUUCCACAUUAGCAGCCUCUCUCAAUGCCCUCACUGGUGAGGGUGUUCAUGGUAUGUGUUCCGUCCUAACUUGUUU
Vitis riparia (riverbank grape) is the source of this 553-nucleotide messenger RNA. RefSeq lists its product as uncharacterized. The record is from RefSeq and is a predicted model, not a curated record. The transcript has 4 exons. The coding region runs from base 50 to 370 and encodes 106 amino acids. NCBI's taxonomy places the organism in Eukaryota, Viridiplantae, Streptophyta, Magnoliopsida, Vitales, Vitaceae.